AUGGAUAAUGUAGAGGCAUCAUCCUCUAGUGGAAAGAUCAACACCGAGACGGAAACGAAGGAGGAGGAAGAAAAGAAAAAGAUGAAGAAGGAAUCAGUGUCUUUGAUGGGUUUGUUUAGCGCAGCAGAUAGAGUUGAUUGCUUUCUGAUGUUCCUAGGUGGUGUAGGUGCGUGUGUUCAUGGCUGUACGCUUCCGCUCUUCUUCGUGUUCUUCGGGACAAUGCUUGAUUCUCUCGGCAAUCUUUCUACUGAUACUAAAGCCAUAUCUUCCCGCGUUUCACAGAAUGCUCUGUAUUUGGUCUACUUAGGACUGGUAAAUUUGGUAUCAGCCUGGAUUGGAGUUGCUUGUUGGAUGCAAACAGGGGAAAGACAAACAGCAAGAUUGCGUGUAGAUUAUCUAAAAUCAAUCUUAGCAAAAGACAUAACUUUCUUCGACACAGAAGCUAGAGAUUCAAAUAUCAUUUUCCACAUCUCAAGUGACGCCAUCUUGGUUCAAGAUGCGAUUGGCGAUAAGACAGGUCAUGUUUUGCGAUACCUAUGCCAGUUCAUCGCCGGAUUUGUCAUUGGUUUUCUUUCCGUAUGGCAACUUACGCUGCUCACGUUAGCAGUUGUCCCGUUGAUAGCAAUAGCUGGAGGAGGGUAUUCAAUAAUCAUGUCAACAAUCUCAGAAAAGAGUGAAGCUGCUUAUGCUGAUGCUGGAAAAGUCGCUGAAGAGGUUAUGUCACAAGUGAGAACAGUGUAUGCAUUUGUAGGAGAAGAGAAAGCUGUAAAUUCUUACUCAGAUUCUCUCAAGAAAACUCUGAAACUUGGUAAAAGGAGCGGUCUUGCUAAAGGUUUAGGAGUUGGAUUAACAUAUAGCCUCUUGUUCUGUACUUGGGCUUUGCUUUUGUGGUACGCAAGUCUUCUUGUACGCCACGGCAAAACUAAUGGUGCAAAAGCUUUCACUACGAUCCUUAAUGUCAUUUACAGCGGAUUCGCGUUAGGUCAAGCCGUGCCUAGCUUAUCCGCGAUUUCCAAAGGCAGAGUUGCUGCUGCCAAUAUAUUCAGAAUGAUAGGGAACAACGAUCUUGAUAGUUUUGAAAGAUUAGACGUUGGAACAAUAUUGCAAAACGUAACUGGGAGGAUUGAGUUUCAAUGA
Microthlaspi erraticum is the source of this 1137-nucleotide messenger RNA. Lineage: Eukaryota; Viridiplantae; Streptophyta; Magnoliopsida; Brassicales; Brassicaceae. The record is from the annotation of a GenBank genome assembly.